UUACUUCACUUUAUGGUUUACCGCUGCUUCGCAAAACGAUUCGGUAUUCUACAAUGGAUCUUUUUAGUUUCAUUCAUAUUUUCUAGUUAUUAGACUAGUGUUUAGUACAAGAUAUCAAAGGUGAAACAUUGUGCAAUAAUACGAAACCAAAAUGAAACCGCGUCCGUGUGGUUGUAAGGGCUGCCGAACAUGUCUCAUUUGCGAAACUUAUUACGGUGCAAAUACUUUAAAAGAUAUCAAGCCUCUUGAUAAAGAAAAAGGCUACGUGUACUGUCCCUUUUGCAACAAAGCCUGGAGCGGCUGGGACAUCGAUUCGUACAAACAACAUCCAAACCACGAAGGUACCUCGAUAGAUUAUCCUGGAGUGUUUAUAAAGCUGGACUUUAUAUCUUUAGACGAAGAAAAAGAACUUGUGACAAAUAUAGACGAAGUCCCGUGGGAUAACUCUCAGAGUGGACGUCGUAAACAGAACUAUGGACCUAAAACUAAUUUUAAAAAGCAGAAAAUCGUUCCUGGUAAAUUUGAAGGUUUUCCUAAAUUUUCGAAGUAUUUGCAAGACAGAUUUCUUAGUAUAGACUUGUUGAAAGGCUAUGAAGUGAUAGAACAGUGUUCGUUGGAGUAUGAUCCUACCAAAGGUGCAUCUAUUGACCCUCAUAUCGAUGACUGCUGGGUUUGGGGUGAGAGAAUAUUAACCGUCAACUGUUUAACUGACUCUGCUCUUACCAUGACACCAUAUAGAGGGGAUAAGAAGAGAUAUAACCUGUACUGCGCUGAGGAAUACCCACCCUUGGUUGAAGCAGAUGGCAGUAUAAAUUUACAGUGUAAAGACAAAGGGAAAAGCAUGUUAGAAUUCUGUAAACCUAUAAAAGAUAUGGAUGUUAUCAUUAGGAUACCAUUAAUAAGGAGAUCCCUAACAGUAAUUUAUGGUGAAUGCAGAUAUCACUGGGAGCAUUGUGUCCUCAGAGAGGACAUAACAUCUAGAAGAGUAUGCAUAGCAUACAGAGAGUUCACACCGCCUUUCAUGAGCAAUGGUAUACAUUCGGCCAUCGGACAUCAAAUUAGGGAUAAAGGUAAACAGUUUUGGGACCAUCAGCAGAGGUUUAAAGAUGUGUGUGCAAUUCAAAAUGAUAUUUUAUAAAGACACAUA
Messenger RNA from Maniola jurtina (meadow brown), 1147 nucleotides. RefSeq names its product alpha-ketoglutarate-dependent dioxygenase alkB homolog 4. Gene Ontology annotation, biological process: oxidative demethylation. The record is from RefSeq and is a predicted model, not a curated record. Gene Ontology annotation, molecular function: oxidoreductase activity; demethylase activity. Lineage: Eukaryota; Metazoa; Arthropoda; Insecta; Lepidoptera; Nymphalidae. The coding region runs from base 152 to 1138 and encodes 328 amino acids. The transcript has 2 exons.